This is a messenger RNA of Dermacentor silvarum, 10836 nucleotides long. It is a transcript of the gene Ptp36E, whose product is annotated as receptor-type tyrosine-protein phosphatase kappa-like. Gene Ontology annotation, biological process: protein dephosphorylation. The record is from RefSeq and is a predicted model, not a curated record. Gene Ontology annotation, molecular function: protein tyrosine phosphatase activity. Lineage: Eukaryota; Metazoa; Arthropoda; Arachnida; Ixodida; Ixodidae.
CGGUAAUGCUGCUGUAUCGACGCAGGCGCCGCCGCUGUGACGGCCGCUUUGCUCUGCCUCUUCUACGGACUCCUCCGCCGCCGGAUUUCGCGGCAACCGACGUCGACUUCGUCCUCCUCGUGGCCUUGCUGCCACUAUGAAUCCUCUGGCUUUCGACCGACGGUGGUCACUCCGUUGUUCCACGACGUUGGACGAAGCUUCGUCGCUCAUCACUGGAGGCAGCGUCAGCAGCAGCAACACCACCACAAGCGCCGAGAGCAGAAGCGGCGGAGGCGGCAGCGGCGGCCAUGUUGCCGUCUUCGUGGUUCCGCGUGUGAACACGCGCUGGCGCUGCUGCUGGUACUAAGCGUUUCUGCGCAAAGGAGAGGAGGAGUGGAGCCGGUGCGCAUGCGCGGGCGGCCCAGCCGCACUGCAGGCUGGCCGACAGCGGUGUGAGGAAGCACUCUAGCGACGCGGCGCUGGACGCCCCGCCUUCGGGCGCCCGCCCCAAGAUGGGCAGAGGCAGCAAGAAGUCCUCUUCCUCGGCGCCCGCUGCUUCCAACGCGCCGACGCAGGCGUCGACGCCCAAGCUCAAGAGCAAGUCCAAGAGCAAGGCCAAGUCCUCGCACGGGUCGGCGCCGCCUCCGCCGCGGUCCAAAUCCCGGGCGCAGCGGCUACGCAGUGCCAACUCCGGCGUGAUUAGCUCGCUGAACAUGCUGCAGCUAUCCCUGCUCAACAGCGGCCUGCUCCCUCUACCGGACGAGGCGUCCGCCUUUAUACCCACGCGCCCCAUCGAGCUGACCCGGUUCCCCAAGCACAUCGCGCUCUUCAAGAAGUACGACGUGCUCCUCAAGACCGAGUUCCUGCUUGCGACCAAGGGUGAAUCGCAUUGCAUGCGACAUGCCAGCAAGCCGGACAACGACAACAAGAACACCUACAAGAAGCUGCUGCCCUAUGACUACAACCGCGUUGUCUUAGACACGCUACCCGACAUUCCCGACUCCGACUACAUCAACGCUACGCACAUAGACAGCAUUCUGAAGCCGAACGCCUACAUAGCGGCUCAAGGUCCGAACGAGGACACCAUUAGCGAUUUCUGGCGGAUGGUAUGGGAGAAAAAGUGCUACGUCGUUGUUAUGCUCACCAAAGUGUUCGACUUCAUACGGGUUAUGUGCUGCCAGUACUGGCCCAUGGAGCUGGACAAGCCCGAAAAGUACGGCGUCAUCGAGGUGACGCUCCUCUCCGAGGACACCAUGGCCAACUUCGUCAUCCGAACGCUUAGGCUACGAAAGGGCGAGGAGGAGCGCGACGUGUUCCAGCUUCACUUCACAAGCUGGGCGUCCCACACGCAGCCGUUCACCAACGCGCUGCUGGACUUCCGGCGAAGGGUUCGGACGUUCACCGACCGCUGGUCAGCGAUCGGGCCAACCAUCGUCCACUGCAGUGACGGAUGCGGCCGCACGGGCACGUACAUGUGCAUCGACGCCAACCUGGAGCUGGCGGACGAAGACGGCGAGUACGACGUGUUCGGCUACACCAAGAAGCUGCGCGCCGCGAGGAAAGGAAUGGUCGACACCGUGGAGGCGUACAAAUUUGUGUACGAGACACUGGAAGAGGCCUACGUCUGCGGAAAGACGUGGUUUCCGGUGUCCGAGCUGUCCGAGCAGCUCAAGUUCAAGUCGGCCAAAAACCCCAUCACCAAAGUCAACGAGUACCAGAAGGAGUACGAGAAAAUUUGCAAGAUGUCGUCCAAGCUAUCCAUCGGGGACUGUGCCGGCGGUCAUCGACCCGAAAAUAGAGACAAGAAUCGAGACGUGGCUACCGUGCCUCCUGAUAACUUUCGGCCGUACCUGACGUCAUUCCAGAGCAACGACAACACUGACUACAUCAACGCCGUCUUCGUUGACGGCUACAGCCGCUCCAAGGAGUACAUCGUGACAGAGUGGCCCAUGGUCCGGACGGCGCAGGACCUGUGGUCGCUCGUCUACGACCACGACUGCAACUCCGUAAUCGUCCUCUGCAAUCCUCCGCCUUCGAACGCGUACCCUUCCUUCUGGCCGACAGAGAAGGAGAAACGAAAGAAGUACGGACCCGUCUUCACGGUGGACGUGGUCUCGUACAACCACUACCCGAAAAUCAAGACGUGGAUUUUCAGGAUAAACAAGAAGGUGGUCUCGCUGACGGAGCUGAUGGCGGGCGUCAAGGCCGAGCCGAAGACGACGCAGAUCUUCCAGAUCACCUGCUGGCCCGAGCGCCACAAGGUGCCCACCUCCACAAACACCCUGGUCGAGCUCAUGAACAUGGUCGAGAGAUGGCGCCAGAGGACCACCUACGGCCCCGUUCUCGUCAUAUCCACGAACGGCAAGAGUCGCGCCGGCGUGUACUGCGCGGCCAACGUUGCCAUCGAGCAGGUCGUGGAGCACGGAGAAGUCGACGUCUUCCAGGCAGUGAGGACGGUGCGAAGGCACCGGCCGCAGCUCGUCGAGAACAUGACCGAGUACAAGUACUGCUACGACCUUAUUCAGCACUAUGUGCUGCACUACUUGAACAAGGAGUGAAUGUUGCGGCGCGCGAUAUAGCUUCCUUCACUGAACGUGCAUACGUCCUGUUCCACAAGCCGAAAAACGGGAACGAACCGUGGCGUGCUUCGGAAGCCGCGAUUCCCGCACAGUCAACGGCCAAACAUUCCAGCGGCGUCGUAGGAGACGUGGCCACGGGGUGCAAUUCUUCCUUCUAAGAAAGUGCCGGAGUGCCAGUAAUGUCCGGCCGCCCCGCCGCGCUGUAGCGAAAAUCUUUCUUCUUUUUAACGUUGUUCCCCCGUUGUUCUCGUCGUCCGGAGGUGUUUUCCUUACUUAGAGAGUUUUCUAGAGAUGUGUUUUACUUCUGGCCAGGGCUGCUACUCUGGACACCCUCAUGUUCCGCUUGUAGAGUACUCUAGUUCCGUCAUAUAUUGUCUAAUUCACCAUCCUGAAAUCUCGAAUAGGCUCGCAGGGUGGCUACUGUAUACUGUCUGCCUGAUUGGCUAAAAAUGCCAACUUGGCGGAUUUUCGCCGUGUCCAGAAUGGUACCCUGGCCUCGAAGCAAGUCUACUGUAAUGCUUCGACGGCUGAAAAGAAGGCAGUUUCGAGCUUUGGAUAUUGGGAGCUGUGUGCAUACAAGCGUCGCCGUGCGGUGACCUCACCGUGGGUUGUCGAAAGAAGAAAUUAAGAGGAAAAAACAUGUUAGCGCCGUAUUUUGAAACUCGACAUGUUUUAACUUACGGAAAACGCAACGUGGCUUACGCACGCUUUCACGCAUGAUGACUUCAUUUGAUUCUUAACCCGAAGAAAGCGUGACUGUGGUUUUUUUUUUUGUGCCCAUGCGAUCGUCCCACCGAGCUAUUCUCUCAGGCUACUCAGUCGCCAUCUUGGUUGUACACUAAAGUAGCCUGCGUCAUUUUUUUUACGUAGGUACUGUCUUUUGCUAAGUUGUCUUCCUUGCUGAAACACACUUUGCAAAGAUUUAGAAUAACACCUGUCGGACUUUGCUGUAUAUUUAGCGAGUGUCGAAACACACUCUCAGCGGUAAACACUGCGGAGGCUACUCAAGUAGUGCGGUCGCUUAAAUGUAUUACUCCGCGCGUUUCGUGGCGAACUGGGCUUAAUUAGCGACGCGUUGCACGGAAUAACAUCCCUGAGAGGUUAUUAUAUCCGUCUGGUUGCACUACGUUGCGCACUAUGUUUCGGUAGCGUAUACAUGCAGUGAGUGUGCUGUGGAAGAAGCCCAAUAAGUGCGGUCACACGAAUGUAUAACUCCGCGCUAUCUGAGCAAUCAGUAAAUAGGGUUAAAUUCACAGCGUCUUCUACGUUGCACUAUCAUUCGUCUAUUGUAACAGCGACAUAGGUAUGGAUCUAAUAUAAUGUCGAAGCACCUGUCAUUUUCACAAGCUCUACAUAUUUUUACGGUGAUGCACUAGUUUGUUUGUCGCUAGGGCAGGCGUUGUGAUACGAGCCGAGGACAUCUCCAAUUAGGGGAAAUUAGUGGCCAGUUCGGUAACGUUACGCGGUAUCGCUUUAUCAAUCGGCUUUGUUUGUUCCCUACGCACACUGCUUCCACGGUCGUUAUUAUUGUAAUGUUCAUUCAGUAAAUAUUUCGAAUCAUUUUCCUUACAGAGAAUUAUCCUUUUCCAUAGAAGGAAAAUGUCUCUCAUAGCUCCUGUUUUAAAUAAUCCUGUAUGAUCAUGUGGAACCACAGAUAUACAUAUAAACUGGAAUGUUUCCAUAUAGUGACAUGGAAUUAUGGCACCUACAGUAAUGAGGAAUACGUUGUUUCGUUUUUUCAACUACUCUGUCCCCGAAAUUCUGUGUUGUGAGCUCACGUACGAUCAUGUGGAACCUUAUGUAAGAACUCCAGUUUUUCCUUAUCACUAUUGCGUCGGCAGUAAAAUGGCGGAUGUUUGUGUAUUUCUUUCUUUCUUUCUUUUUUUCAGAACGCAGACUAUUGAUUUGAAAGGCCUUAAAUAUUUUACUAGGCGAAGCUCAUGUGUCAUAGUCCAGGCUACACUAGUUGUCCUCAUUGUUUCGAAGCUCACUUUUGUUUUCGUUCUGGUUCCUGCGACCUUCAGUAUGGAAUAAACGGCGGCAGCAAGUUGCAUGGACAAAGUGUACACCCUUGCACGUGGCGCGUGAAAUCUCUCUCCUCUCGACAUUCUAUGCAGUGCUUUAAAAACAUCGUUUUUGCAUAUGUUGCCGCUUUGAAGCUCUGCACAUUAAUUUAACACAUCUGGGUGCAGAACAGCCCUGGAGUCACGAGUCACUCGCGUUCAUUUCCAUCAGCUUUUGUGGUCGCUACGCUAUUUUUCUUGUUUACACUUCUUAUAUUUUGAACGUUCAAGUUGCGCCACUUAGUCGCAGAUUGAAUCACGUCGUUGCUCGGUCCUACCACUCGGGUGAUUGACGCUAUGUCUCGUCCUCUCGAUGCGAAAGGUAUCCGCAAUGCCAGGCCACCCAAUGUGAAGCAACAGGUUAGUAUAGCCGACAAGCAAAGUUAGUAUAUCCGUCGCUAUGAUACAAACGAGCGCGAUUGUUACGUAUUCUGUUUUAGCUGUGCGGUAAACUUCAGCUAUCAUAGUUUGACGUCAUCUCGCGUAUUAAGUGCCGAACGAUGAAGAAUAUUUCAUUACAAUUGUAUGCGUUAGCUAGUGUACCUGCGGUAUUUCAGUUCACUACUGCAUAAACAUUUUGGGCGCGCAAAUGGAAGUCAGCAAUAGCACGCUACCCCAGCCAUCAAGACUCUGCUUCUAUAUCUGUACUAAGUCUAGAUGACCUACUCUAGCAUAGUAUAUAGACUACGCCGGUACGGCUAAAAGGUCUAUGCAAUGUCCCGAAUCGUUUGCGUAUAAGUUCUUCUUUCAGGGUUUUGCACCAAGCUUCCUUUCAAACUACGUUAGCACAUUUGAUUACUCGACUUAGACGAAGAAAAGAAGCGGUGGUGGAAUAGAAGCGUCACACUUGAUUCUCUACAAAGCCAGCCUUGAUCACCGCGAGUCUGUUCAGUGCUACGCCGAAUCCCGACGUUCGAAAAAUGUACGUCUUCGUUCUCAAUUGUAGCAUCGAUCACAGCUUCUGCUCCUUCUGCUCGCGCCUUGUAGGCAUCUUGUGAACCAAUUAAGCCAUGAAGAAAGUCAUUAAACUUGUUUUAUGCUGUGUUGGAGUGGAGAGGCGACGGCGAGGACUUGGUUAGCUACUACUUUUCCUUGAUUUUAAGUUCGAUUUUUUUUAUCGAUAUUACGCCCUUGUUUUGUACAAUAUCGUGUUACCAUAUUUUCUGUUUCGUCCGGUUCUUUCAUUUCUGUGCCCCCUUUGUAUUGUUUAUCUUCUGCAAUAAAGAGAGAAAAAGAAGCUGUCUUCCGGCUUCGGUAACAGCAGGAAUCAAGCAGGCGCGUAGGUUAUACAGAUCUAACACAGACAAGCACGCUGGUUGGUGCGUCGGCUGGCACUUUCAAUAUGGUUAAAUUACGAUUGUGUCACUGGUUGCAAAGGCACAAGACCUUCACAGCAAGUGAAACGUUUCACGACAAGAAUACAAUGUGUGGACAAGUAUAAUAUACAUAGUAUACGUUGUUUGAAGUUAAACACCAGACAUUAAAAUGUUUUAGGUGAUUAAAACACGAAUAUGACUAGCAAUAUUGUCAGCAUAAAUUCAAACGCGAAUAAGUCCGAGACUACUUCACUGCACAGUUCCGUUUUGAAGUUAACCUGUGUUUGCAAUAGAAUAUCAAGUCUGACUCCGAAACCUACACUUGUAUCUAUCUCAUGCUUAGACACCGGUUACAGCGAACAUACACGUCCCACUUCCUUGCAAUUACUCGUAACAGGUACUCUAAGCAGUUAUUUUCUGUACACGUUUCAGUUUGUGCUGACAAUACGGGAAAUGCCACGUGAAUACACACGGGGGCAGUGAUACGGUACAUAUAUUUAUAGAUACCUGUAGAAACCUUAAUCACGCUAAAACCUUAAGUAUUCCCCUGUAAUAUCUACAAGCAGGUAUUGUAUAUGUAUCAUGUUAAUCGCUGUCCAGUUUAAGAUGGUAUUGUUUGUUGACGGGGCUAACUGACUUAAGCGAGUCGCCUUCGCACCUGUAUAAUCCUCGUUGAUGGCAUCUACGUUUUCGAUGAGAGCACGAAAUUCUACGAAUUUGUCCACGUGCCUGUCGUUGAAACCCCUGUUCGUUUCUAUUUACCGGAAUGUCGAAAACAGUGCCUUUUGUAAAGUGCUCUAUGUGGUACGCCUUGUCCUUAGGGUAGGGCAAAAGCAUAAGCGCGACGCGGCAAGAAUGACGCCCCUAGUUUAUUGAUUGUCUUGUAUAGCGUGCGAAUAGCCUCGGAACUACCAUAUGCACUCUCGUUAAGCUAUAUCUUCCGCAAUUGUAACAUGCGCGGCUAACAUUGAACCGCUCGUCAUUCGCGCUGCAAUCCAUCUGUAAGGGCCUACGUACGCUCAAUCCGCACGGACGGCAUUCCGCACGGCAUUCCGCACGCGUAUGGAGGUGUGGAAAGCAGCACAUGUCGCACACAGGUGAACAAAUUUCAGUUCGCGCUCGGUCCGCCCGAGCAGUGUAAAACAAAAUGUGCAGUUUUUUUCCCCCACAUAUCCGCACGCGCGCGGAAGACCGUUAGGAUUGAACCUAAGUCGGCCCACGUGUCUCUUCAAUGCUGUCCCUAAAAUGUGCGUGUGAUAUGAGAGUACUCUUUGAGCAUGCAAUUAGACACUGUAUCAUAGGACAAGACGCGAUUCACCACACAUUAAUUUAACGUUGAAAGAAGGCUGAACAGGGCGCAUCUCUUUCGACAAGGUUACUUCCAACGCUCUGUCUUCGUUUGGAAAUUGGGCGUACGUUAUGCAAAUGCGAUACAAGGCUGAACUGAGCGUGGUCAGUUAGCCAAUUAACUGCAUGCCACCUUGUCGGCGAUUAAUAACGGCAGUGAAGCGAACGCCGUGUUUUCGAUUAACACACAAGUAGGCGAGUCCGUGAGCUGGCCUUUUUGAGUACCGCAAACAAGUAAAAACAGGACUUUACGGAGUUAAGGGAGACCACUUCAAUCGUACGUCCUGUUUUCUCCUGCGUAGCAUGAAAUACACAUUUUUUAGUGGUCGUGGUGCCGUGCAACCUGUAGCGAUGAAAAUCACCCUACAACCUUUAUGAAGUAUGUAAAUUCUGCCACUUGUUUGUGCUCGAUUGUUUUCCGUUGUCCUCGGCGCUCUAUUUGGAUAUUUGAUCGCGUUUGCAGAAGCGCUAGCCAGAGAAGUCCAAGAGUAGUGUCCAGCUUAGCCGCGAGACUGCUUCUCGUUGCGCGUGAGUUUGCAUUCGUACGUGUAUAUUUUGGAGCACACAAGGGCAACAUUCGCGGCCGCCAGAUCAUUUUAGCAGUUAAUAUUCCUUGGCGCUUUUUUUUUUACAGUCAAGCACAUAUUUGCAAGUGACCGCAGUCGCAGAUAUCCUGGAGCUGUAGCCCUGUGACAGCAAUGUAACAAUUAGCUAUUUGCGGACUAUCUUUUAGCAAUGAAAGUACAGUAAUGAGAAAGACGGAGGAUAGCGCGACCGAACCCCUCGUGCAAGGGCAUUUUGGGCGAGACAGGGAAAAAAAUAUUAUGGCCUGAGUGUAUACUUUGUGUGUCUGUUUGUCACACGCCCUUGUCUUUUCUGCUGUUCAAAGAUGACGGAGGAUACUCUCACCUUGUUUUGGCGCCGCUCGGCGCGUGUUUACUCCAGCACUUUUUUUCGACUGUAAAAGUUGGUGCACUCACGCAAGUUUCUCCCAGUCGAACAAUUACUGUACUAGUAUUGCAGUACUCCGGUGUGCAAGAAUAGAGUACCGACGUGCCAAACGCUUCACUCUUUCAAGUUGGACAGUAUGGUGCAGUGUGGACACUGAUCCCGCUUGAGGCUCGCUUAGAACACACAAACGCUCGCACACUGCUUUUACAGCUGCGAAAAAGUUGUAGUUUCAAACCAGAAUGAAGGACACAGUUCGUUAUGACAUAACGGUAGCUGCUGCCACGUAGCAGCAUCGAAGGAGAUGAGUAAUUGUGUAUCGGAGGCUGAGUGAAGUGCCAAAGCGUGUAGGAACAAAGUACUGCUUCUGGAGAAGCGUAUAUGCAAUGAUAACUUGAACUUUAUUUUCCUCGGCCAAAUUUUACACGUCGCGUAAUGAGUAGACUACCUGACCCUCGCCUACGCGAGCAGAUGCGUGAAGUAUCGCAUGCGCUGACGGCCGCUCGAACAAUUCCGAGACAAGCUAUCGGCCUACCACUAAACGCCCCACAAAGCACUGUAAAGCGUGUACGCUUCUUCGGUGCUCGCAGUUUGCGAAUGGUGCGACGACAACCGUUUUAUACUGUCCAUAACAAAAAAGAAACGAUGCAUUGCUUAGAAUAUCCGUGUAUGUGAAAGUGGGUCUAGGUAGGCUACACUGGCCAGAGACGCCUCACCGAUGCUUUGUAUUCCAGCUGGCCAGUGCGAUGCCGUUUUAAGCAACGCCGGGACGCAUCCAUAGUAUUGCGGUCGUAGCUGGAGUUUGGUUAGGUACUUCUCCUUGAGCCAGUCUAAUCGUACUUUCUUACGCAUAAAGAGCAAGGUUGUCAUUAUGUAUGCACACUACCGGGCAUGUCGGGUGUGCAGCAAGCGAAGCAGGAUUUCCAUGCUCGUGACGGGCAACGCCCCGCUAAUGUAUACCGCGAAGGAGGGCAUUCACGGUUGUAGCAAGCCAGCGUUGCCCUUCGAGACUUCGACUAUGCCGGAAUCCGGCUGAAGCUCUCAGAGAGGUCUUGAGCAGCUUCUUAUGGGCGCCACUCGAAGGCAGCAUUGGCCUCUUUGCCGGAAGACUUAACGUCGAAGUGUCGAGGAGUUCGUGACCUCAAUGCACCGUCCCUCCACCGUGCGAUUUAGUCUCUUUCAGGAAGUAGUGUAAAAGCAGCGCGAGCACCCUAUCUCCACACCCUUUCCUAAGCAUUGUUGAGCCUAGUGCGUAGAAAAAAAAAACAGAACAACCGCGCCGAAACUAAAUAGGGACCAGAGCAAAAAACAAUACGUUGUGUCGCCUUCACCUUGGGUGCAGGCAGGACUUGUUACGGUAUAGCGCUAUGUGUACAGGUGACGCAGUUAGAUCGGUCUCGCAGAUUCCAAGCGCACAAUGUCACCGGAUGCUCGCGUUCUCGAGAAAGCUGUGGGCAUCGACGCCAAUGCUUUGACUCGAGGAAAGAGCAUACUUUGUACAGGGUUUGUGACUUCUUACUGUACAACGUGCUAAUAAAACGUCGAGCGUGUGGACUUUUUCAGCUAGUAGGAAGCUUUUAGUCUUAACGAAUAGAUUAGAAGGCGAAGCUUGAAUGUAGUAUAAGUUAGGCAGCAGCAGCGCACUUCCCCAGAGGGCAAGAAAUUUCAGACUUUCUCUCCACUCAUGUUCUUCCACUAAAGGAACCCUAACUUUUGAUGCCUACAAGUAUCUCGCGAAUUCAACAUGAGCCGCUACAAUGAGCGGACGAGCAGUCACUGUUAGGAUCAUUGGUAUACGAAGAAAACGCGCACUUGAACGCAAUUCGAAUAGUUGCACACAUCAUAACUUGCCGUCGGAGGUUUAUUAGGAGCAUCGAACACCGCGCGACGACAUCGCCAGCUUCAUCACGAAGGCUGGGAAAUCUAAAUGAUUUAGUAUUGAAUGAUUAAGGUGAUUCAGCUGAGGGAUUACUGCGCGCGACAAUUCACGUCUUCUUUGCUUUCAAUAAUCGAUUACGGAUACCAGAAGAUGGAAAUGUAUUUCCUUGCCACUCAUUACAACAUGACGGCUAUCAAAUUGUUGCGAUUUGGAAAGAACGCUGUAAGGUUUGCCUGAACUACAUCGGACACUAACGUGUUCAAUGCUGAUAGUGACGCGGUGCAAGUCAACAUUGUCGCUGCUAUUUGUGUUUUCAAUGUAUAUGCAAGUGGAGGUUGUGUUUCACGAUUUGUGGUACACGUGAUCAAUGUUUUUCUGCGUCCCGCUUUUUGAAUGUGUCAGUAUCUGUGGUAGCCUGGAAAGUUGCAAUCACGCAUUUGUAAAAGUGGCCAGGGGCCCGGAUCGUUUCAUGAAUGCUACUACGUAAGCGUGUAAAAGUGCUUCCAAGCCUUUGCUAUUGUCAAAAAAAAAAAAAAAAAAGAAGGAAAGUUCCUUUCUUACCGUGAACUUGACACCAGGCAGUUUAGAGCAAUGUAUGCUUAUUCUGUUCGUGAGCUAGCGUUUCUUUAGCUUCCACUGCUCAAGUGUCCUCGCCAAAGAUUUGUGCACCCUUUUAAUGCUGUUGCCACUGGUUAUUAUGUGAAAUAAAUCUCUUUCAACUAUUA